UAAGUGGUGGGACUGCUUGUUGAACAGAGACAGCCUGAACUUUUUUACUUUCAGUUUAAAGAAUAAGAAACAUUCUGUGCAGUAGAUAGGCUUUCCGGGAAUUCAUGUGAAUGACAGCAGGAAUUGCUCCAGAAUAUUCCAAACUUAAUUUACUCCGUUCUUUUCUGCACGUUAUUGAGAGCUGAGAGACGUGUGUGUGCUUUUUUUCCCCAGCAGUUUUACAAGCUGAAGUUCUCAAAUUCAAGCACAUAAUAUUAGAUUUUCUGAGUGGAAAAACGUGCAGUUUGUGAACUUUUGCCUAGUAAAGCAUUGCAGAGGCUGGCUUCUGUCGGGGUGAAUGUGUUCCUGUUGCCUUGGACUUUUAAAGAGUGAAAACUGAAUUUGAGACGUGAAGAGAGUUUGGGACUUUCUGAACUGAAGCUACAUUUGGAGGAGAGGGCAUUUCGGUUUGAAAAGGAUUUCAAAGGGAAAGGAAGAGCAUAGCAUCAGAGGUUUCCAAUGUCAAACCCCAACCAUACCAGUACUACUCAGAAUACAUAUGUCUAUGAUGAUCCUGACUAUAUCUAUGAGGAUACAUCUUCUACCUAUGAUCAUGGCAAAGCUGUCAACAAUAGUGACCAAAUUCCAGUACUGGAAAACCGAUUCAAAUAUCUGUUUAUUGGGUCAUACUCUGUCAUUUUCCUUCUUGGCGUCACACUGAACGGGUUGGUCAUCUUCAUGGUGAGUUGCAAGAUGAAGAAGACACCCAGUUCUAUUUGGUUCCUCUGCUUGGCUGUCACUGACUUCCUAUUCUGUCUUUUUCUGCCCUUCACUAUCGUCUAUGCAUUUUAUGACUUUGACUGGUUAUUCGGACUGUUUCUGUGCAAGAUGAAUUCCUUCAUAAUGUUCUUCAACAUGUUCUCCAGUGCCUUCUUGUUGGCUAUCAUCAGAAUUGACCACUGUAUUUACACCUGCUUCACCUGUGCUCAGAAUUGCUGCACCGCAAACGUAGCUGUAAAUGUGGCCUUGGUUACCUGGUUUGGCUCUGCAAUCUUAAGCAUUCCAUCACUCGUGAUCCGCAAUACCUCUGUGGAGGACGGGAAAACAAUUUGCUUUGACAGCUACGACAUCUUCAACAAUACAGCUGGGAGAACGAAUCACCAGGUCGUGCUCGCAAGCAGGAUUCUCUGCGGUAUAGCGAUUCCCUAUUUAGUUAUAUGCAUCGUUUCAUGUUUUAAAAGGAGCCGCUCCAAGGCGUAUAAAAUCACCCGCGUCAUCAUUUUUGCUUAUUUUAUCUGCUGGGUGCCCUACCAUGUGCUCAUGACCCUAGCGUUAUACCCCGAGCAGUUCAAUAAAGAAGUAUUUCUUAUUGGGAUGCCCAUAGUCAACGUGCUUGCUGCUGCAAAUAGUUGCAUGAAUCCUGUGAUCUACAUUUUCAUGAGCCAGGACUACAAGAUGUCAUGGAUGGAGAAUGCAUUUAGCAGAAAGACGAGUAACACAAGUACCCAGCUAAGAAGCAUAAAUCCUGAACAAGAGGUAGUCUAAACCAUUACCUUGGAGAUUUCUAUUGUAUCAUAAAAUAGUUAGGCUUAGGGUUAGAGUUAAAUUUAGGUUAGUGGGAUUAGGGUUAGGUUUAGAGUUAGGGUUAUGGUUAGGGUUAGGGUUAGUUAUCUUGAUAAUCUAACUUUUGUUUUCAAGCAGUAGUACUACAGAUGUCUACUGUACAGCAGGUAACAGGUUUGUUUUAUAGUUUGAAUCCAAAUACUUUGAAAGCCUUUGCAAAAUAUUUUCGGAUGGCUUUUAAUUUCUUUUCAUAAUGCUGUUUUGUGUUAUGAUAUCUUUAAACUGUGCAUGUUAUGGUUUAUCUGUAUUAAUACUUUUAAAAGAUGUUGUGUAGCACUGUGUGUUUUUUCCUCUGCAUUAGCAAUUUACUGUUCUAAGGGUCUAUUUUUGUAUCACAAAUUAAUUUUGCUGUGACCCAGAUUCUCAUAACACAGCCAAUCACUGAGGCUGAAGGGAGAGGAGUGUAGCUGGCAGUUUUGAGAGAUGCAGUGCUGAGUUGAGGUUAAAAGCUCUAUAACCACACAUGCAGAUGAGCCUGACACAUUUACAUAGUGGUAAAGAGGGGGAGGCAACACUGCCGGCUUUACAUGCACUAGUCAGCAGUGUGGAGUAGUGGUUAAGACUCUUGACUGGAGGGUCGUGGGUUCAAUCCCAGGCAGGGGACACUGCUGCUGUACCCUUGAGCAAGGUACUUUACCUAGAUUGCUCCAGUAAUAAACCAACUGUAUAAAUGGGUAAUUGUAUGUAAAAAUAAUGUGAUAUCACGACCUAUUUGCUAUACUUUUCAGGAAAUGGGGUGCCAUGUGUCUUUUUUUCCAGAUUUAACUUAAAUCUUGUAUUUUUUCCCCAGAUUUAUAAAUGUUGUGAAAAUAAAUAAAUAUUUUUUUUAAAUGUGUACAUUCAGAUAUAAUUUAACUAAAUAUUAAAUCUCUUAACAUGAUUUUAACAUUUAGCUAAAUAUUUAACAAAAUCUUAAAUCUCUUAACAAGAUUUAACAUUUAGUUAAAUAUUUAACAGGCUAGCUAAAUCUGGAGUUUGUAUGCAAAUGAGCUCCACCUGCUUUGUGCUUUCACGUGAUUUGAUUGGCUCUUGUAAUGCUGAUAUGCUUGUUAUCAUAAAGGUUAAAUGCUGUAUUGUCCUGGGUUCAUAUCAGUGACUGAUAGCAUGGAUAGCAUUUUCUUUUAUAUAUAUAUAUAUAUAUAAAUGUUUUUGUCUAUAUAUAAAAUAUAAUGAUUAACAUACAAAUGUGUUUGUGUCUUAUGUUACUUGCAUUUAAUUGCACUGCCACUAAUCAUAUUGAAUCUUCUAUUCAACAAUAUACUGAACUGGUGACUUGUUUUUUUUGCAAUAUGUUCUUGCACUGCACAUUAACCCAGCGGUGGCUGAGGUUAACAUAUUCAAAGAAUCCCAUCCUUCCUGUUGACCGUUAAGAGAAACAAGUACUUGUGUACUGAGGAUAUAUACAUGUCAACAUCUCUGAAAUCGUUCUAUCAUAUUUGUCUCCAGUGCUGGGUGCUUAUCCUGUAUUCUCACUGCAGUAUAUCUUUCCACAUUCGCUCAUUUACUGAAUGGAAUCUUACUUUGACUAUUUUCUUCCCAGCUGUAAAAAGUCUAUGGGUUGCAUGUUACUUGCCAGCAUCCUAGUAUUUUUAAAUACGGUUUGCAACCAUAAGGGGAUUAUAUAUAUAUAUAUAGUAAUAAAGGGCUGACACUGGGACUUUGUUAUGUGCGUCUAUGCUUGAGCUGUGUCUGUGGACUUUGCUGAACUGUGCUAUUGCAGUGCACUCUGCAAAUUGUGUGCAGGACUGAUUGCAUGACCCUGCAGCUGUGCUGUUUGCAUGCUCAGGAAUAGUUCUGUCUGCAGCCUUUGUCUGUUUGGGACUAUGCAUGCAGCUCUGCACCAGCAGUGACCCCUACCAUGCACGGGAAGCACGGCCCGGGAUUCAGGGGAUCGUUGGGCGCACCUGGCAGGAGCUAUGGGGGUGGAUGUGCGGACAGCCUCCUGAU
Molecule: messenger RNA, 3549 nt
Organism: Acipenser ruthenus (sterlet)
Lineage: Eukaryota; Metazoa; Chordata; Actinopteri; Acipenseriformes; Acipenseridae
Product: chemerin-like receptor 1
Exons: 2
Coding region: 499-1524 (341 amino acids)
Biological process (GO): positive regulation of macrophage chemotaxis; regulation of calcium-mediated signaling; phospholipase C-activating G protein-coupled receptor signaling pathway
Cellular component (GO): plasma membrane
Molecular function (GO): G protein-coupled receptor activity; complement receptor activity
Source: RefSeq, a predicted model, not a curated record